Messenger RNA from Acanthosepion pharaonis, 681 nucleotides. NCBI's taxonomy places the organism in Eukaryota, Metazoa, Mollusca, Cephalopoda, Sepiida, Sepiidae. The record is from the annotation of a GenBank genome assembly.
AUGAACGUAUUCUUCCAUUCUUUUUUCUUUUUUUUUUUUCUUUCAUCCAUUCUUUUUAUUCUUUUUUCUUUCUUUUCUUUCUUCGUAUUCUUCCAUUCUUUUUCUUUUCCAUUCUUUUAUUCUUUUUCUUUUCUUUCAUUCUUUUUUUCUUUUCUUUCUUUCCAUUCUUCUUCUUUUUUUUCUUUCUUUCAUGAACGUAUUCUUCCAUUCUUUUUUCUUUCUUUCUUUCAUGAACGUAUUCUUCCAUUCUUUUUUCUUUCUUUCUUUCAUGAACGUAUUCUUUCAUUCUUUUUUCUUUCUUUCUUUCAUGAACGUAUUCUUCCAUUCUUUUUUUUCUUUCUUCAUUCUUUUUUCAUUCUUUUUUCUUCUUUCAUUCUUCUUCCAUUCUUUUUUCUUUUCCAUUCUUUAUUCUUUCCAUUCUUUUUUUCUUUCUUUCAUUCUUUUUAUGAACGUAUUCUUUUUCAUUCUUUUUUCUUUCUUUCUUUCAUUCCAUUCUUUUAUUCUUUUUUCUUUUCCAUUCUUUUUUUCUUUUUUUUUUUUUUUCUUCCACGUAUUCUUUCAUUCUUUUUCUUUCUUUCUUUCUUCCAUUCUUUUAUUCUUUCUUCCAUUCUUUUUUUUUUCUUCCUUUCUUUCAUUCUAUCUUCGUAUUCUUUCAUUCUUUUUUCUUUCUUUCUUUCAUGA